Trichoplusia ni (cabbage looper) is the source of this 5964-nucleotide messenger RNA. RefSeq names its product exostosin-2 (gene sotv). The coding region runs from base 463 to 2601 and encodes 712 amino acids. NCBI's taxonomy places the organism in Eukaryota, Metazoa, Arthropoda, Insecta, Lepidoptera, Noctuidae. The transcript has 7 exons. Gene Ontology annotation, cellular component: membrane. Gene Ontology annotation, molecular function: glycosyltransferase activity. The record is from RefSeq and is a predicted model, not a curated record.
GUUUUUACCUUGCCUUGGCCUGAUAAAUAUUCACAUUUAUUUAUUACUCUUUACACGUAUUCAAACGUAUUAUAGUGUUAACAAAAGGGCAUUAGCGAGGAAAAAUACUGAUGCCAUACAAUUUAGAAUUAUGAUGAUUAUACAUACUAUUUAACAAUAAUAGGUUAUUAGAAUAAAUGAAGCAAACACCGACAGAUUCAACACUUACACUCGAAUAAAAUAUUCAGAUUAAAGAGUAGUACAGUAUAUUCGAUUUUAAAUUGAUUCAAGCUUUUGUACCCCCAACACUAAUAACCAACCAGCAGUCUCAUCUGUCAAUCACUUCACUGCGUCAGUUUCUCUACGCGAGCAGUAUUAUCGUGUUUUAUACUUUGAUGAUUUUUUGAAUGAAAAAAUUGAUUCUACCUAAUAAUGGGUGCCAUAUAUAAAUUAAGAAGAUUAAUUUAAUCCUCGAAUUCACAAAUGGCUGCGGAGACGCUUCUGAAAACGGGCAAGCAUUCGAAGUAUAUAUCGUAUAGGAAAAUCUUGUAUCAUAGGUUUUUCGUCGGCCUACUCUUGUUUAUAGUGGUAUCUUUAGUGUUUACAGUGGUGUUUAAUGCAUUAUCCGGUAGUGCACCGCGGAUAGAUGUGUAUCAAGCUGUGAAUUUAGAUUCUACAAGUGUCGAAGUGGUGAAAAUCAGUGAUAGUUCGGUUGAGGCGGGCGCUCGUUUGUCAAACUGCACGUACUGGGACUGUUUCGAUGUGUAUAGAUGCGGCAGAGGUGGCUACAACUACAUAACAAUAUACAUAUAUCCAUUAAAAGACUAUCAGACUGAGGAUGGGAAUUCUAUAUCACAGUUUUCUAAAGAAUUUUAUAUGAUAUUAGAUGCUAUAAAACGAAGUAAAUAUUAUACGCCGAACCCCGAGGAGGCUUGCCUGUUAGUCCCUAGCAUAGAUACACUGAACCAGCGUAGUUUCUCAAAGCAUCAUGUGUCCAGAGUGCUGCAGACAUUGCCACACUGGCACCAUGGUGAGAACCACCUCAUAUUCAACAUGCUGCCGGGCAGCGCACCCUACUACAACUCGGUGGUGGACCUCAACACCAGCAGAGCCAUUAUAGCAGGAUCCGGGUUCAAUACAUGGACGUUCAGACAUGGCUUCGACAUAUCAAUACCCGUGUACAGUGCGGUCGCCGAGACAAUAGACAGCACACAACCAGAACAGAAGAAGUACCUCAUCGUGUCAGCACAGCUCAAUAUACCACACAAUUAUUUACAGGAAUUACAGAAUAUAGCCUCGUCAUCCAAUGAUCUGUUGUUAUUGGAAAGAUGUAAGACUGAUGUUAUGGAUCACAGUAAGAGAUGUGAAUACACUACGGGUAGAUUAUUUGAGUACCCAAACAUUUUGAAGGAUGGAAUGUUCUGCCUAGUUGUAAGAAGUGCCCGACUGACGCAAGCUAUCCUUAUGGAUAUUAUGGCGUCACAGUGCAUACCCAUAGUGAUUGCUGACUCCGUAGUCAUGCCGUUUAACUCACACGUUGACUGGAAUAAACUGGCUUUAUUUAUACCAGAGGAUAAUAUAAAGAAUUUAGUGAAAAUAGUGCAUUCAGUUAGUAAUGAGCGGCGCGGGGAGUUGUAUUGGCAGCUUAGAUGGGCCUUUGAUAGAUAUUUUGCUAGCAUAGAGAAGAUAACAUUGACUGCAUUAGAGAUUAUUAAUGAGAAAGUGUUUGCGUUAGAGGGGAGGACGUAUGAAGAUUGGAACAUGCCUGUACAUUUGUAUGGUCCCGUGAACCCACUGUUCCUGCCUGUGACCGCUUCCAAGGCGGCCGGCUUCACCGCGGUCAUACUAACAUACGACCGGGUUGAGAGCCUGUUCGCGCUGGUGUCAAAAUUGGUGCGGACUCCGAGCCUGGCCAAGAUCCUUGUAGUUUGGAAUAAUCAGAAGAAGGCACCACCUCCUUCAUCGGAAUGGCCAGUGAUCAACAAACCGUUGAAAGUGAUACGAACCAAAGAGAACAAACUGUCAAAUAGAUUCUUUCCAUACGAUGAAAUUGAGACUGAGUGUCAACUGACUAUUGACGAUGAUAUCGUUAUGUUGACACCGGACGAGCUGGAGUUUGGUUUCGACGUGUGGCGCGAGUUCCCCGACCGCAUAGUGGGGUUUCCGUCCAGGCUGCACGUGUGGGACAACACCACCAACUCGUGGCGGUACCACAGCGAGUGGACCAAUCAGAUAUCUAUGGUGCUAACUGGAGCCGCGUUCCACCACAAGAUCUGGUCGUGGUACUACACGUACAAGAUGCCCGCCGAGAUCCGCCACUGGGUGGACGACAACUUCAACUGUGAAGACAUCGCUAUGAACUUCCUAGUCGCGAAUGUUACUAGGAAGCCGCCUAUUAAGGUGACCCCCCGCAAGAAGUUCAAAUGCCCAGAGUGCACGAACACGGAGAUGUUAUCAGCGGACGCGCGCCACAUGUCGCAGCGCUCGGCCUGCAUCGGCCGCUUCGCGCGCGUGUACGGGAACAUGGCGCUGCGGCCCGUGGAGUUCCGCGCGGACCCGCUGCAGUACCGCGAGCCUGCGGCCGGACUGCCGCACGCCUACCCCGACAUAGGGGCGCUGUGAACACACCAGGGACUUGGACACGGUAUGUAUAGUUGCCGGCACGGAUCUUCAGCGCUCGCCGGAAGAGUGGGGAUCGCUUUGCGCAUCGUAAAAUAAAACGCCAAUCAAUUCUGCGUACUCGUUUCAAGGAAGAUUUUCAACCAAUCACGAGUGACGGAUGCAAGCCCAUCACUGCACUUUAGUCCGCCCCGCGCCUCACUUCAUACCGCAAAAGGGACACAAAAAAUCACUUCUGCGCAGGUGAAGGUCAGCGCUCAAGAUCCGUGCCAGUAACUAUAGUUGCCUACGUCAUUAUGGUAGCUAUCUGGAGUCUAGUCUAAGAGAAUAGUUAGAAGCCCGUUUUCUAUGAAGUGGAAUUAAGAGGACGAUAGCUAAGGCCAUUAAUGGGUUUGGACUAGUCAAAUCUAAUUCGAAAAUCGAUCGAAAAAAAGAUUUUUUGGGUAGCCUAAGGCAGCAAAAUUUUUGUGGUAUGGAAAAUUCAUAGAAAUAAUGCCUCGGAUGCUUUAGAACAAAUAAUAGCAGUGUUGGUUUUUUAAACUGAAAAUCGAUGAACAAAUUUUACCGGUUUCUGAAAUGGCAACCUCUAAAUUCGGAUGACAGCUAAUCACUGAGCACAUGUUGAUUAGAGGGCAGUCUUUUAAACCACUAAACACUCGGCCAAUAAAAUUGAGGAGCCUUUCAGAAACUGAGAACAAAAAGCAAUAACGAACAAUCCAAAAAUAUUAAUUGAAAAUAAUUUUGUAUCUCAACUAAAAGUAAAAAAGUCUGUCACUUUAAUUUGAAUAUGAUGAAUGUUGUAAAAGUAAAUGCCGUCGUAUCAAUAAUGUAAGUAUAGAAUUAGUCAGUGUAAUGAGUGUAACGUUUAAAAAAUUACCGUGGAAGACUUUUUUGCUGAACAUCCCGUUGACUCAAUACAAGUUAAUACUUAAGCGGAUAAAAUAGAAUAGAAUUAAAGGAAAGUAGGUGGUACGGACAAUAACAAAUUGAUCGAAGGCUGUAAGAGAAAUAAAUAUGGGAUCUCGUCCCAACACCAGGGUAUGUAGUCUUAAACUGCCAUUAUUUUAUUAAUUUCCCUGACUCACCUCCCCAUUUUGUAUGUUUGCGGUGGAAUGUUCUGUUACCCUUCAUUUUUUGUUGUUGUUUUAUUAUUGUUGCAAUUUAUUACAAUCAUUCAAAGUCACAAUUAACAUUUUAGAUUAUUGAUUUUCUUAUUUAAUACUCAAAAUACCAAAGCUCGUUUAUAUGUUAUCUAUUUGAUAUUAAACUCUUUAUUUUGUUUAAAAGAUUGUUUUUAACUUAAUCAAUAUUUUUUCAGUCUAAGGGCCUGUUUCAUACAAAUAAUGUAAUUUUUUUCAAUGUAUCUGCCAGAUAACGGCUAAUAAAUGAUUGUGAAACAAGCGCUAGGUGUAACAGAAACAUUCUACCGUAAACGUACAGUCAGCAAGAAAAGUAUUUACUUAUAUGUAAAUAUAUUUCAUGAUCCCUUACCCCCUUGUUUUAAGGACUUGUGUUGUGAGCUUACUAAUCGCCUUCGAAUUAUUACGUUUUACAAUUAGUAUACGCGGAUAUCGUUUGUUUUAUUAUUAUUAUUAUACGCUAGAAAUGAAUAUCAUAAUCUUUUAUGGUUCCCUAACAAAAUAAUGCUGGUUUAUCAAGCGUUGAUCAAAUUUUGUAUUUGACUCUGGAUUGAGUAUUAAAAUCAAUCCUUAAAAUAAUCAAUUAAGUUCAAAUCAUUUAUUCUCAAAAAAGACAUUGUCACUUACAUGAGAAUACAAUUUAAAGUUUAUCAUUAUUAUAGUUAUAAAUACCCAUCACCAGAUAAUAACAAAUUCCUUGAAUCAACCACUGCAGUCACUAUGGUCUUAUUAGUUGAUUUAGUGAAAAAUAAAUUUGAUCAGCGCUCCGGAUACCAGGAAUUAGAAAGCAAAUCUCAAGCCAGACCCCUAUAUCUUGUGAGAAAACCUUGUUUCGAUAUUCCUGGCGUUAAUUUACAUCAAAAAACUUUUACAUCUCUCAAGGGUUGACUUAAUUGCAAAUGAUUGUGUAUUUUUAUUUGCCCAUGUCCGUAAAACUGUAAUUAGAGGCUUUUUAUUAGAAUUUAGAAGUAAGCUAGAAUAUUUUUUUUUUUAUUAAAAUUCUGAGUGUCGUAAUCAUUUUAUUGAAGCAACCUUUGAGGGAUUUAGCUUGACCUGGUUUCAUAUUUGUCAUUGAUAACUCAAACAUAUCCAAUUUCAGUACACUAGCGGUGUUAAGUUAUUGUAUAUCAAACGAUUUUAUGUCUUGUGCUAAUGUUUAUAAAUACGAUUUUACUUAGUCGAAAAUGAUUAUAACAACACCAAGUCGAAGAAAAUAAAUACUACGUCAGUGUUAAAUGGAAAAUUAAUAUUGAAUCAAAAAUGUUACCUUUUGCAAAACUAUUGAUACUUUCAAUGUAAAAUUCAUUUUAUAAAAUUGUUUUCAUAAGUCUGUCGCAUCCAUAAACAAAAGUUCUAAAGAUAACCUCGUUACUUGCCAUUCCUUUUAUUACAAUAGAAAAUAAUUUUGUCUAUGACAAUAAGUUUGUAAGUAGCUAGUAAAUGAUCCCCAAUUGGUUUCAUGUCAAUUCUUACUAUUAUCAAAAAUGUGUUAUUUCGAAUAUUUGUCAAAAUACAACAAAAAGAAACGAAAAAAUGGUGUACAGUAAGUAACAUAGAUUAUAAAUAUAGGAAAACUAUAACGUCGUGUUUAGGUUGUAAUAUAAAUCAAAAUAGAUGUAAUUAAUUGCAAAUUUUGUGUAUUUUGACAGGAAUUUGGGAUAAUAAUAUUAAGGUCUUUCGUAUUCAGGCCGACGACAGUUUACAAUACCUGAGAGCUUUGAUCUCCAAGCAAAUACCGUCGUACUAAGUCAUAGAGGUUUGUGAGCAUGGAGGCUGAAGUAGUCAGAUAUUAAAGAGUAUUAUCGUUUUGCGUACGAAGGACCUUUGCGUGAAAUGUAAAGCCAUCUGUCCUUAGAUGAGUAAAGAAAUGAUAUUCUAAAAGUUAGUGAAGGUAUUAGUUAUAGAGAAAUAGUCCAUCUUAACAUAUCGGUGCUUGCGCGAAGAAGUAAUCUAAUUCCUAAUAAUUUUAAAUUGUGUAGAUAUACGUAAGGAAUGCACGAUGUACAGUAGCGUUGUGUAGGCUCGUGUAUUAUUUAUUCCAAAUUACAUGUAUUUUGUUAUACGUUUUUUUAAUAACGCUCCUUUGGAAGCAAAUAUGAUUUAAUAUCAGAAAUAUCUGAUUGGCUAUUAGGACUCGUUAGAUCGGUGGAUUUGAGUAGAUAUCGAAAUUAAGAAAUUAAAUAAUGCCUUGCUCUUUAGGCAUCGUAUCGUAAGUAAAAUCUAGAAU